AUGUCACGGCAUCGAAACAUAAGGAACAUCAAUUACGAUGAUGGUAGGGUUUUUUCAUGUUAUGCGGAUUUUUCUUUUGAUUUUUAAAGAACGGGACGAUGACUACGACGACGAUUAUUAUGGGAGAUCUUAUGAAGAUGACGUUCCUAUGUCGCCGAGUGCAGGUGAAGGCGAAAUUAUUCAAAAUGCAUCAUUUAAAGUUUAGAACAGUACAUUUAUACCCGACCACGGUUGACAUCGAAUAAUUAUUCGGGUUAUGCGACGAAUUUGAGUGAAUUCAUCCCAGAAGAACCUUGUCCCAAGGUAGAAGGGUCGAAUUUGCCUGAUCAUGGCGAGAUGUUCGAAAUGGACGAUGGUUUUUUGAAAGGAAAUUAAUUGAACGAUGAAAAAUGAAUAUAUUUUCAGUCACCGAAGAAAAACCCGUUGAAAAUAAGCCGAAAGAGCGAGUUUUUCAACAAAGACACGUUGUCCUAUCACUACCAAUCAGUCAGCCGACGAGUUCUACGGCUUCUGAAAAUUUAAAGGACAAGGUUUUGGAAAAAUCUCUUUUUUUUCGAAAAAAAUAAUAAUAAUAAUUCAGCCGGUUCUACCCAAUAUCACAUCGUUACGCAUUGGAGAAAAUCCCAGAAGCGCUUCGAAAUCUCCGUCAAGGAAAAAUAAGGUUUGGAAAGGUGAAAAAAAAAUAAUGAAAGCCGUUUCAAGUCGGGACAAACGCCAGUCGUUAAAGAAGCCACUCCUUCCACAGUUUUGACGGCCAAUUCGAGCACCCACAGGUAAAAUAAAGAUUUUUUUAGAAGAAGUUAGAGAAAAAUAAUUUUUUUGAAAGCUUGGAGAGUUGAGAAAAAUUGUUAUUUUUUUAUCAAAUUUGAAGUUAAAAAAAUGAUUCAAAAAAAUUUUUUUAAGAGUGGAAAAAUUUGCUUAAACUAUAUUUCAUAAGUUGAGAUUUUUAGAGAAUCGGUAAGUUAAAAAAAUGAAAAAUAGCUUUAAAAAAAGUUUGGGGGGUUUUUUUAAAAUUGUCAGGAAACUAGAUUUUUUUAAAGUUAUAUUUCAAAUGAAUCUUGAAAAAAAUUUGAAAAACUUCAUCAUUUAUAAGGUUCGGUUUCAAAAAUUGACAGGAAUCGCUUUUUUUUAAACCAAUUUCAAAAUUCAUUAAGAAAAAUUGAAAAAGCUCAUCAAAAUUUCCUUCAAAACUUUGUUUUUGCUCUUUUUGGAACUCCAGAGUGGUCCCUAUAGGUGUCCUUGAAGGGUCUUUUCUAGGGAACACUUUACCAACCCCUAUAGGGGCCACUAGAGCUUGCAAAAGUGGUUCCUCUAGGGAAAAUCCUAACUGUAAUUUUUAUGAACUCUAAGCGAAGAAGCAUUUCCGUGCGAAAAACUGAAAAAAAAACCUUUUUUGAAAUAAAUUGAAAGACCCCUAUAGGGACCACUUGAGCUUUAGGGGCUGAGGGGUCAGAUAGGGAACACCUUGAUUUUAUCCCUAUAGGAACUGUUUACCCCCUAACCUCUAUAGGUACCACUCUAAAAUUCCUAAGUCGAAUUACCCGUUCAAUUUUUAACAUUUGCUCAUUACUCUGACAGCUUAUCAGUUAAUUUUAAGAUUAAAUCAACUGGUAUCGAUCGCCACGGCUCCAGCCACCCCAAGAAGGUCACGAAAACGGGAAGAAACGAAGCAAUUGAUCAAUUUGGUCGUCGUCGGACACGUCGACGCCGGCAAAAGCACCAUGAUGGGCCAUAUUUUGGUCAAGGUGACUUGAAAUAUUGCUUCAAAAUGUGUAUUUUUAAUUCAAGAUGGGUUACGUUGACGACCGGACCAUGCACAAGUACAAGCAAGAAUCGGCGAGGACUGGAAAAUCUUCUUUCGCCUUUGCCUGGGUUCUUGAUGAAACGGAGGAAGAGAGGUUGGUUUGGACUGAAAAAAAUAUAUAAUAUAUGUAAAAUUGAAUUUUUUUUGACAUGAAAAAUGAAACUGUAUCGGGAUAAGAUGGAAUGGUGGGUAAUUCAGGAAUCCCAGAGUAGUCCCUAUAGGGGCCGAAAAAGUGGUCCCUACAGGGGUAAAAUUAAGGUGGUCCUCAUAGGGGUUUAGGGUCUGACUUCUUAGCCCCAAAGCUGAAGUGGUCCCUAUAGGGGUCGUUAAAUUUCAUUCUAAAACGCUUAUUUAUUCAGUUUUUCCCAUGAAAAUGCUUCUUCGCAGAAAGUUCAUGAAAGUUAUCGACCAGCAUGUCCCCUAUAGGGACCACUUUUGCAAGCCUUAGUGGUCCCUAUAGGGGUUUAGGUUCUGAGUCAGAACUUCUGAUCCUUCAGCCUCUAAAGCUUAAGUGGUCACUGUAGGGGUUAGAGGGAAAGAACCUCUAAGAGAGCCCGUAAAAGUGGUCACUAUAGGGGUAAAAUUAAGGUGGUUCCUAUAGGGAUUUAGAGUCUGACCGCUCAGCCCCUGAAGCUCUAGUGGACCCUAUAGGGGUCUUUCAAUUUUAUUCAGAAAGGCUUAUUUAUGCAGUUUUUUUCAUGGAAGACUUACAGUUCAUAACAAUUAUCGAUUACCAUGUCCUCUUUAGGGAACACUUUUGCAAGCUUUAGUGGCCCCUUAAGGAGACCCUCCAUGAGCCCCUUAGGUUGCCCCUAUAGGGACAAUUCUAGAGUUUCGAAUGGCCGCUAAAAGGGAGAGGUUCAUAAAAAGGCCGCAGAAAGGCAGCAAAAAGGGUCCCUUUAUCGAGCCUCUCAUUCUUUCUGGUAUUUUAAAGGCUAAAGAAAUGGUAGUAAAUGGAAGAGGCAGCAAAAAUGGUGCAUAAAAGCCGAAAAAAUGGCGCAAAAAGGCAGCAAAGAGGGACCUUUUUCACCCAAAAAAAACAUUUAUGGAGCCUUUUUUGACCAUUUCUGACUUUACCUAUGAAGUAAGCUCUAAGCCAUUCCAACUGCGGCCAUGAUAUUUUAUUCAAAAAAAGAUAGAUGUAGAAAAAUAAGGUGAUACCUUUUCCGAAAGACAAUAAUAAUUGAUUUUUUUGUGAAAUUUUACUUUUUCACUGCGAAUUUUUUUGAGUUUUAACUGUUUUUUUCAAUCUAUUUAUGUUCAAAAGCCUUUAGAUUGUCGAGAAAAAAAUUGUCAAAAAUGAAUCUAUAAACUAAAAAAAUAUUUAUUGAAGAGCCCGUGGAGUGACGAUGGACAUUGGCCGGACGAGUUUCGAGACCGACACCAAAAGGAUCGUUCUUUUGGAUGCGCCCGGACACAAGGAUUUCAUCCCCAACAUGAUCACUGGUCAUUUUUACAGAGUAUUUUCGAAGAUUUUUAAAAAAAUUUUGAUCGGAAUUCUGGUGGAAAUGGUAUUUUUUUUCCGUGUGAAAUAGCAGAUUUUUUUAGCGAAUUUUCAAGAAAAAGAAAAAGAAACUAAUAUCAAAAAUGAACGGCUAGUAUUGAAGUUGGCAAACUUUCUAUCAGGUUUUUUUUUCCACAGUUGGAUUGUCAUUUUUUCGUUUUACCUAAAAUCGUAAAUUUUAAUGAAAAGCGGCUAAAAAUAUUUAAUAGCAAAUUUUUUUUUUCAUUUUGUUAUCCGUAUAUUAACAUUUAAUAAUCAUCUUGAAGUUGCAAAUUCUGAGUUUGAAAAAAAAAAUUGGAGUAUGCGAUAGUGCGUCUCGGUGUGUUUACACCCUAAGCAUCAUAAUUUACGAGACUUUUUGAUUUACGUUCUAAAAAAAAUUAAAAAAAAGGUUUUAUUGGUUAAGAAGAAAAGUAAGAAGUGAUUAGUGAUUUUUUUUCUAGGAUUUCAGGGUUAAAAUAAAUUUACGUUUACGUUUUAACCAUCAAAUUUGUUUUCAGCGUCUAAAUUUUGAUGAAGAAUCAUUUUUUUAUUCCUUUUUCCCAUUGUAGAAAGGUAUAAUUGGUCAUUUUUCAUAGGCAAAAUCGGAAAGAGCCGAAAAAAGCUUCUUAAAUUUUCCUUAUAGAGUAAAGGCUCCUUUUUGUUGCCUUUUGCGCCAUUUUAUCGGCUCUUUUGCAUCAUUUUUGCAGCCUCUUCCUUUUUCCACCAUUUCUUGAGCCUUGAAAUUCUAGAAAAAAUGGAAGGCUCGAAAAAGGGACUCUUUUUUCUGCCUUUUUCAAGCCUUUUAGUUGCUUUUUGCUGCCUUUUUGCGGCCUUUUUUGAGCCGUUUUGCUGCCUUUUUUGAACCUUUUAGUGGCCAUUAUAUACUAUUCCGACUUUAUCCGACACAGUUUAAGAAAAUUUUGAAUUUUUUUUGCAUCACUUUUGUCGAAUUUUGAUCCAAUUCCGUUAUUUUCCAGGAGCAGCCCAAGCGGACGCCGCCAUUUUGGUGGUGAAUUCGACGAGAGGCGAAUUCGAGACCGGCUUCGAAAAUGGAGGCCAGACCAGAGAGCACGCGAUGCUUUUGCGCUCUUUAGGUUCCUUUUUCCUGAAGAAAUCCCUAAUUUCUAUAUUUUAUUUUGAAGGAGUCAGCCAAAUAAUCGUCGCCGUCAACAAGCUGGACACUGUCGAUUGGGCUAAAAAUCGUUUCGAGGAGGUCAAAGCGAUUUUGACGACUUUCCUCACGAAACAGGUGAUUUUGGGGGCUUGAAAAAGUGGAUUUUUUUAAGAAAAAUCAUAGUAGAAUAUUCGAAUUUUUAGGCUUUUUACGUACAUUUCUUUCCAAAAAAAUGAGAUAUUAGUAAUGAAAUAAUAAAUUUUUUAGUCAUUUUUACAAGGGAUUUUCCGAAUUUUAAGAGAUUUUCCAGGGCUUUUUAGAUUAAUUUCAAGAAAAGUUAGCUAUUUUCGUUUCAAAAAAGAUUUUAGUGUGCUGAUGAUUCCCGAUUUUAUUACUAUAGCACAUUUUGGUUCAUGCGCAGUCACUGGUAAAGAUUUUUCUCAAUUUGAAAAUUUAUGUGUUUCUCAAAAGGGUCCAAAAAGGGUCCAAAAAGGGUCCAAAAAGGGUCCAAAAAAGGUCCGAAAAGGGUCCAAAAAGGGUUCAAAAAAGGGUCCAAAAAUGGUCCAAAAAGGGUCCAAAAAAGUCCGAAAAAGGUCCAAGAAGGGUAAAAAAAAGAGUCUAAAAAAGGUCCAAAAAGGGUCCAAAAAGGGACCAAAAAGGGUCCAAAAAAGGUUCAAAAAGGGUCCUAAAAAGGAAAUUAAUGGAAACUUUUUGAUCCAACUGACGCUCAAAGGGCCCCUAAAGGGUCCUUCCGACUUUUUCUACGAAUAAUUAUUUUGCAGGCCGGUUUCUCGAAACUCCGAUUCGUUCCGGUUUCCGGAUUGGCCGGGGAAAAUCUCGUUACUCGAGUACCCGGUAAUCAUCCAUUGGCGAGUUGGUACGAUGGCCCUUGCCUUUUAGAGAUGAUUGGUGGGUUUUUUGAGGGAUUCGGACGGUUUUAAAGUGCGGACGGUGGAAAAUUCGUGGAAAAAAAAGUUUCAAGCCAAUCCAAACUUAAAGAUCAAUAGAAAAAAUGGACAGGAUCCUUGAAAUGUUUCCCCAUUUCCAGAAUCUUUCAAUCCUUCGCCCCGAGCGUCGGAUGGACCAUUGCGAAUCGUGAUCAAUGAUGUUUUCAAGGUUUUUUCUUUUUUUUUCCGAAAUUAUAAGUUUUCAUCCCAAGGCCACCACUGCUCAGCUGAAUGUCAACGGGAAAAUCGAAUCCGGCGAAAUCGAGGCCGGCGAUAAGGUCUUCAUCAUGCCCAAUGCUGAUCCCGCCUUGAUUAAAGGUUAGUUUUUGGGUUUUUUGAUUGAAAAUGCGAGGAAAGGUUUCUGAAACGGUUUUUUGUUAAUUUUUGAGCAUUUUCUUUUGGAUUCCUUGAGAUUUUCUCGAGUUAUCAUCGAUUUUCUUCGUUGUAAACUUGGAAAAUGUUCUAGAAUGUCAUAUUUUGGUCAUUUUUAAGCGUAUUCUUGUUGAUUAUUUGCGAUUUUUUGCUACCGAUUAUCAUUUUCUUCAUUUUAAGCUUCGAAAAUAUUUUUUAAACAUAAGAAAAAGUCGUAUUUUGAUCAUUUUUAAGCAUUUUAUUUCGAAUUCCUUCCGGUUUUCUCAACCUAUUAUCAUUUUUAUUUAUUUUAAGCUUGGAAAACGUUUUUUAAACAUAAGAAAAGUCAUAUUUUGUUCAUUUUUGAGCGUAUUCUUGUUGAUUUUUUGCGCUUUUUUGGUUUUCUCAACCUGAUUAUCAUUUUUAUUCAUUGUAAACUUAGAAAAUGCUCCUGAAAAGUAAGGAAAAGACAUAUUUUUUUUGAUUUUUUGCCGUUUUUUCCGUUCUGAUCAUAAAUUUGCUUCUCCGUGACUUAAAAAAAAACAUUUUCUUCAAUUUUUGAGCCUUUCCCGCUGAAUUUCCUUAAUAUUUAUGCAUUAGACUCCUUGAAUUUCUGAUAAUUUGCUUCAUUUUUCCUCUUUUUUAGUCUUAUUUUUCCGAUUUUUAGCUAUCUUUCUUCAUUCCCUGGACCAAUUUUAUCAGUUUUUUCGAAUAUUUUAUCCAUUUUUUUUCUAUUAUCCUCUAUAUUUUCAAGUCAUAAGGUCUCAAAGGCUCUUUUAGUUCUUCGAAAAAAAUAUUUUUUUCUCUAAAAACUAAUUUUUCAAUAUUUUAGCGUGUUCCAACGAUUCCGGAGGCGAACCGGAUCAAUGUUUUGCCGGUGAUCAGGUCUUGAUAACCUUGAAUGGGACUUUUGAGCCGGAUACCAUCCAUGCCGGAAAUGUUAUCGUUAGGGGAGGACCGGUAAAAAAUUCCUGACCCUUUAAAAUUGGAAAAUAACCAUUUUCCAGGAUUCCCUGAUCCCUGGACGACGGUUUCUAGUGAGAAUCGUGGUUUUCGACAUUGUCGUCCCGAUUAUGAAGGUUUUUUGAUUUUUUGAAAGGAAAAUUAUGGAAAUAUUGGGUUUUCAGGGUACCAAGGCGGAAUUAUACGCCCAUUCUUUGUGUGAACCUUGUACGGUUAUCCGAUUGGUCACUUCGAUCAAUAAAACCAAUGGAGAGGUCCUGAAGAGUCGGCCACGGUGAGUUUGGGGAAGAAAAAUCGAUAAAAUUGAAGAAAAAGUAGAAAUUUUGUAGCUUUUCUAUAGGUUUGCAAAUCUAGAAUUUGUCAAAUUUUAAAAUUCCGGUAUUUUCCAAGGCGUUGCUUUGGGGAUAAGUCGGAACAUUGGAGAAUAAUGAUCACUUUAGGGACCUCUUCAAAACUCAUUGGAUCUAAAUUAGAGCAAGAACUUCCACUAUAAUGACCGCGUUAUUGAAAACUGAACUUUCCGCUAUUUUCCAAGGGGUCGCUCUAGUGAUUUUCCGCCUUAUGGGAGAAGAAAUACCACUUUAGGGAACUCUUCAAAUCUCAUUUGAUCCGAAAUAGAGCAAGAAAUUUCGUUAUAAUGACCACUUGAGUGGGCUUGAAGUUUCGGAAGCUUUACCUUUGUUUAAAAUGUUUUAAGAAGCCCCUCAAGGGUUUUUUCACUAAAAAAAAAAAAAUAAAAAGUCACGCGAAAAAUCAUUUUAAAUGUUGAAAGUUUGAGGAAAUGAUGUAUUUUAUUUUUGAACUCUCUUAAGGGGUUUCUAUAUUAAUUUUUUUCUAUUUUAUUCAAGCGUCUUCGAAAUUUUUCAAAACAAAUGGGAUCACUUGAGUGAAUUUAAAGGUUCGGAAGCUUUAACUCGUUUCAAAAAAUUCUCAAGAAGUCACUGAAGGGUUUCCUCACUUAAAAGGAAGAAAAUCACUGUAAGAACCCUUUUGAGAUACUGAAAGUUCCAGGAAAUGAAAUUUAGUCUCUUCAAGUAGUCACUUCAGUGAUUUGUCUCCUUUUUGAACGUUUUUCUUUGAGGUUAUUAAAGCCUUUGAAACCCAAUAAAGCUUCUUGAAAGCUAUUUUCUGUUCAAGUGGUCUCUUAAGUUUUUUUCGAUCUAUGAUUUAAUAGAGAAUUUUCUCUGAAGACUGAAUACAUGUAGAAAUGUACCUUUUUCGUAACUAUAUGCCAUUCCGUUAAAAUUCAUGUUUGAGAUGCCUGUCGCGUGGGAUGUCCGGCGUCGUCGAAAUCGAGACAGAGCACGACGUCGCGAUCGAACCGUUCACCGUCUGCCGAGCACUCGGAAGAGUCACUUUCCGCUGUUCUGGACAAACGAUCGCGGCGGGAAUCGUCGAGGAAAAAUUGGCCAAUCUUUGAAAAUUCCUUUAAUGUAAAAAUAGCUUCCUUUUUUGAGAUAUUUAUUGUCAAAUUUGCUCCAUUGAGAACGUUUACGGUCUUGGACGGAGAUAACGCAAAAUGGACGCGCUUAGGAACUCUAGAGUGGUCCCUAUAGGGCACCUUAGGGACCAGUUCACCGCCCCUAUAGGGACCACUUAAGAGGCUGGUGGGUCAGACACUAAACCCCUAUAGGGGCCACUUGAGCUUUAGAGGCAAAAGGGUCAGACACUAAACUCCUAUGGGGACCACUUUAGCUCCUCCUAUACGGGCUGUUAUACCCCUAACCCCUAUAAGGACCACUUUAAACCUCCUAAGCGCUAUGAACGUUUCAAGUGAUCACUUGAGAGUUCUGAAGUCACUGAAGGAACCACUUUUGCGUUACCGAUUCACGGUAGAUCCUUUUUUUUUCUUGUGUUAGAUGGAGUUUUUUGGUUUUUUGGGACUUUUCAAAAUUUGAGAAACUGAGACAUGUAGCAUGGAUUUUUAUGUAUAAAUUUACUAUUGGAAAGAGAAAAAUCGCAUUUUGUCAGUAGAUUUAUCAUUGGAGCGCAUUUCGAGAAGGAAAAAUAGCUCAGUUUCUGGAAUUUGUCAAAAAUGCCUAUAUUAAGGUCUACACAUCAUCAAACUGUUUUUUUAAUCCUCCAUAUUGUUCUAUUCUAAUAACUUUUUUUUCGACCUCCAAUCCCUAAAGAAAUGUGUUUACUUGCCCUUCUUUUUGUUAAUUUUAGGAAUUGAAGCGUGUAUUUGCCUGGUCAAAGUGAUAACUUCUUUCAAUUCUUCUCUUUAAUAGUGUUGGUUAUCGAAAUGGGUCACUUUUUUGCCUUUUUAUAAACCUUUUCAUGUUAUUUUCUCCCGAUUUGUUGGCAGUUGAAAUUCAGUGAAGAAGGUAUCAAGAAAAUCGAGCUUUUCAGGAUUUUAAGGGUUUGUUUGAAGUAACUGCGUUCCAUUGAUAAUCCGUCAGGUAGGGGUUUUUGAAUUUUUCAGGCCAAACCUUUUUUCGUUCUAGUCGGAGAACUUUUGGUAGCCAUUAAAGAAUUUUGACGUUUCAGUGGCCACUAUAGAGGUCUAAGUGCUACUACUAGACCACUAAAAAUUUAAGUGGCCACUUUAGGGGUCAAUGAAUCAACAUAACUGGUCCGAUAUCUUUGUUCUAAAAUUAUCAGAGUUACUGGAAGGUAUACUGGAUGAAAAACUACUUAAGUGGCCAUUUAAUAGAGAAAUUCUAUAGUGGCCACUUUAGCGUCCCCUCCAAGUAGUCCUUGGCGAGCCUCUAUAGUGGCCACCAAGCAUUUCCUCAGUAAAUAUUAUUUUUUUUCAAGUAUCCGCCUGAUGAGAAAGUGUUUCUAAAUAAUAAAAAUAAAAAUCACAAACUUUUCAGUGAAUUUUUCAAUAAUGGUCACUUGUAUGAAAAGGUUAUAGCUGUACCAGCCCAGCGAUAGGAGAACCUUCGACCACGCCCCCGCGUGGGCGAAGGUUCCUCAGUUGGUGGGUUGCUGGUUCCGCGUGUCCCCUCUGUCUUUCCUCGACUCCUGCCUGCCUGUAUUUCCCUGUGUCAAGCAGCUGACAUCCCAAACAGGAAGGUCCAAUACGCCAACCUUUAGAAUUGUAUCUGGAGGGAGUCUCUAGACUCUAAAGGCGGACUUUUGGAAUAUGGAGGUCCCACUUGAGACUCGAUUCUUGGGUUUUCUUUCCGAGCAGUCCAGUGCCACAUAAGCAGGUGAGUCGUGGACGUGCCGUUCGGAAGUCUAGCUAAACGCUACUUCCCAUCCGCUGUGGACAUAUUUCUUCUGUCUCUGGAGCUAAACACAGUUGGCGUCGCCAUGGCGUCCUCUGGAAGAGAGGUGGAUUAAAUCAUACAGCCCUUCGCGCCUAUUUUUGUAUGGAAGCCGAAAGUGCCUCUUUCUCGCCAGGAUCGACUACGGUUUGUGAAGCACCCCUGAUCAAGGUGCCGACCAUCUCCGGACGCUUUCAUUAACGAGGAGACGCAUCACGUGGAUCCGCGGUCGCUCAAUGUCCCAGGGCCCAUUCCACGUGUAGAAGUUGCGAUCCUGCUCGUACCUUCUCGACGCUGUCCUUUUAUGAACGGCCGCUCACCGUCCAAUACGGCUCAGGAUUGAAGAGGAGACGUCGCGAGCCCACCAACUCAUUCCCCCCUCCGGUCAGCCCAUUUUAUUUUAAUUAUUUUACUUUUGUGUAUUUUCGUGUAUUUCUGUAUUAGUUUGGUUCAUUUUCAUCGUUUUAGUUCAAACUCUCAAGGUUCUUUUCUCACAAUUUUUGUUCAAAUUUUCAAAAAAACCCAUUCCUUGCAAUUUUCGUUUUAAAUUCCAAACCUUUUUUCUCAUAAAUUUUGUUUCAAAUUCUCAAAAACUUUUUUUAUUUUUCUCAAUUUCAAUCUUCAAACCAAACCUUUUUCCCACCAUAUUUCGUUUAAAGUUUAUUAAUUAAAAAUUCCACUACACAACCAAAUUUCCCAUAUAGUCUCACAAAUUUUUUUCACUUGUUUCUUACAAAAUUUUUUUCUCAUCAAAAAAAUAUUAUUUUCUGAUUUUUCAAAUUUUUCAACCUGUAUUCUUUCAAUUAUUUUGUCUACGCGUAUAUAUUUUCUUUUUGUCACUCAAAUUUUCAAAGUUUCUAGCUUAUUUCUCAACUUCAAUUAAUUUUUUUCUUCAAAAUCAAAUCGUUCAAUUUUCACCAUUUAUACUGUAAAAACAACAUAUCUAAUCUCUUUCCCAAGUACUGUAUCGUAAAUCGUCUGCUCAUAUCAUUUAUUAGGCGCUAAGUUUCUUUCAAGAUUGUUUUUUUGGGUCACGCUACCAAGCGUCCCACGCCACAUGUUCGUGUCUCAUACCGUACUCAAGUAUUACAAUCACCCUAAUCUCCUAGGUAAGGUCACCAGACGCUUGCUUGAAGCGCAAGACGCCGACUUAGGACGCCAGACCCUUAGCACUUACUUAUAUUUUAAUUAAUUCCCACACCUUUUCUGACCGGAGCUUACUGUCCCACCCCUGGUACUUUAGUCACACACUCCCAGCUCUUGUUUUCAUUAUUUGAUGUGUUCAGUUUUUCCACUUUUUUCUAUCUUUUUAUAUUUUUUUCUUCUUCUCACAAAGGCUCUUCAACCUCAAGUUUGACCAAAGAAAUCCUGACGCGUUCUCAAAAGGCCGACCCAAGCUUCUCAGCUGGGAAAGUCCUUUCAAUUUAUUUACUUUCAUAUAUCCAUCAAAUUUAACAUCAAUCAACAUUUUCUUUCUCAUAUUAAUAAUCAAACUUCAUUUCAAAAAUUUUCUUUUUCUCAAAUCCAUCUUUUUCAAAAACUUUAAAAAUCAAAAUCAAUCAAAUCAAUUCAAUCAAUUUUUCAAUCAUUUCUUUCAUUCUCCAAAAACUACCCCUAAAAUUUUAAAAACAACACAAUUUCCAUCUCUUAUUUUCUAAAUUUUAACACAUUAAAUUUUCAAAUUUUUAAAAACAUUUCAAAUUUCAAACAAUUUCUUACCUCCCAAAAACAUCUAACAUUUUUUACAUUCUCACAUUUUCAAAACAUUUUUAAUAUACUCUCAUCUUUCUAACAUCUUCUCAAAUUUCAACCAACUAUCCAAAAAUAUCCAAACUAUUUCAAUUUUCACAAUUUUUAUCAAUUUUACACUUCUCAAACAUUCACAUCAACUUUUCUUUUUUUCUUCAAAAAUAAUCUUUCACUUUUCAAAAAAAUCUCAAAUUUUUACAAAUUUCAACAAAAAUCAAAAAUUUUUCCAUCUUUUUCCCAAACAAUAUCCCUCAAACUUUCCUUAUAAAAAACCAUUUUACUUCACUAUUAUAUUCAACUACUAUUCAAAAUAUUCAACCAUAAACCAAAAAUUUUUCAAAAAUUUCAAACAAUUUCUCAAAUUUUUCAAAAUCAACUAAAUCAUUUUUACCUCCUUUUCAAAAAUUUCAUAAUCAACCUAUCAAUUUUCAAAUUCACCAUUUCUUUUUUUCUCAAAAUUCAUAAAUUUUCAAUUAAAAAUAUUAACUUCAAAACUUCAAUUCACAUCCAAAACUUUUAAUUAAAUACGCAAAAAGGAUUUCUUUGGGCCAAAAUUUAACACCAUCAAACUAAUCUUCUUCUUUUUAUUUGCAGUUCUUUAACGCUCACAAACUCUCACAGCGCUCAAGAACAACAACAACAACACCAUCGACGACAAGCAAGUGCCGCGUCAGCCGCAACUAACUGCCAAGAUUCGCGGGAAGGCGAAGAAGGAACCAAAAGGCCGAGCCAAUCAACCUGUCGGACCAAGGAGUGCAGUUCUCUCGGUAAUACUCCGUCGACAGCCCUGCCAACAGCUCCGCCAACUGCUCCAAAAGCAGUUUUGUUCGACUCGCCGAUUCUUCAGUUCUCCCCCGCAGAUUCGGAAGCGACUUUGACGCCCGGUUCUUCAGACAGGAAACCCUUCUUGGAAACAUCUUCUCCGUCUUCAAUCUUCAAACUUCCGCCGAAUAGUUGGAGAAACGAAGCGAAUCUCACGUCUGAAUCUCCGAACCGAAGAUCCUUCGUGGAAACAGCCGCUCCGUCGCCAAGUUUCACACAUACCUUCAAACUUCCGCCGAACGAUCAGAUACACCGGCCGAGUCCUUCUUCUUUCUUAACGCCAUCCGAUCCUGCUCUCGCUUUGAAACCAACGAGCUCUCCAACAGCGACUCAAACGAAAGCAGUUCAAAAAGCAAGCUUCCUCCAGGUCGUUUUCCGCUCCGAGAGGUCAUUCCACAAUGGCAAAUCUCUCAGACAUCGAGCAAGGUCUUCGUCGUCUCAAAAUGGCUAUGGCGCCAAACUGGCCCAAACUCGGAGUCAGCGAGAACUUCUCCUCGUACACGAGAAGACUCAACGAUUUCGCGAAUGCACACGCAUUCGAUGAAGCCGAACUGGAGAGAAUUUUUCCGACCUUAUUAUACGAUCAAGCUCGCGAAACCCUGGAUAAAGUGAAGGCUACAACACCAAAUUUGACCUGGCGCCAACUUCUGGAUCGAAUGAAGGUUGAGCUUCACACGCCUACUCGGACAACUGCCGCGAAAGCGCAGCUCUCCCUGACCAUGAGCUCAGACGUGAAACUUUCGCGAGAAAAAAACAAAAGAACUCGCGGACGCAGCUUAUCCUUUCGACUCGAAGACAAGUGACGCGAUCGCCUUGGACCGAUUCACAGCAGGACUCCCCGAAGCCAUCCGUCUUGCUGUUUAUCGAGGGAAGUGCUUCAACUUUUGCCGAAGCAAAGACUCUUGCUCUCAAGGAAGAAGCUUGUCUCCAGCUCGCCAGAGCCCCGGAUCUUCAGUCUCAGAUAAGCACGAUGAGCGAACAAAUCGCCGCGCUUUCCUUGCAAAAAGCCAAGACAAGAAGAUCAACAACCUCCAAGACGAUCUCAGAAGAAUCGGAAAUCGAGGAACGACGCCUACAACUCGUCUAGAAACGGAAAUUUCCGUCGUCAGCCUUCGCGAGAUAGGAACUCCUAUCGCCAGCCGUCCCGAGACCGCGGAUACCGCCAGCCAUCGCGAGACCGCGAGUAUCGCCGAAAUUCUUCGCGAGAAAAUCGUCACGUCUCGUGGAGCAAUUCUACCCACGACAAUCAAGGGUACCGCCGCUCAGACGACGUCCGCCAGCAGGACUACAGAGACGACUCGAGAGAACGCUACGACCGACAAGACGAUGAGAAUCAACCAAGGAACGGAAACGGAAACGGAAGAGGAAGAGCGGUAAAUUCAGUUUUCACCGCGAUGUUCGUCUUCUCCUGUUUGUUAGCGCCAGCCUUAGCUUCGACUUCGACGACAGCAUUCCCAGAAACGACGACUACGACCGCUUCAGCUUCUCCUCCCGCUUCUCAGAAGCUCUCCAGGCAUUACUUUUGCUUGCGAGGAGCCUCGAGGGAGGAAUUUUUGGGCGCCAUUCCCAAACAAGAAGCUUGUCAACAACCAGAAGCUCAAAACGUCGUGAAAACAUCGGUUUGCAGCUUUCAUCAGGAAAUCCAAGUUCAAUGAAGUCGCCGCGUUUCGUUGUUCUCUCGAAACAUACAUGCUCUGUGACAGAGCUGUUCUUCCUUCCAGUCUCAGAAUUCGUUCAGCUCAUGAACAUCACUGCAGCAACAGUUGAGGAAUGCCACCAAGCCCGAGAUGGGAAGACUUUUCGAGGAUACCCCCUUCGAGAUGUGACUCCUGGAAUUCAAAGAUCGGAAUUCGAGCCAUUCCAAAGAGGAUUCUUCUCAUUUGGCGUCGAAUGUUGGCAAAGACAAGUCAUUCUUCUGGAAAAAGGAGUCGUCGGAAGCUUCCAGGAAAAUAAGAUCAUCUCCAACCUCAUCUUGAACACGGACGACUGCACGAUUGAAGAUGGAGUCUGCCGUAACAACGCGACUACAGUCAUCUGACUCCCCAAAGAAGAACGAUUGCAACUUUGCCUCUCUAGGGACAUUACGAAGCUUUUGCUCUCAGACUCGACAGUUCUUAUCGAAGACCGACAAGCAGCAUUUGUCAUCGAAAAGCCGCUCUCCGCCGCAAAUCCAGAAGUGCUUCGAAUCGCCUACAUGGAUUUCCAGUUCAGGAGCAGUCUUCUCGUUCCCUGACGCACCGGAAGCCAGUGAACUGAACGAAAUCGUCGAGCUAGCUCUGAAAAGAAGAGUCCCUCGAAGAGCCAUUUCAAACCUCAAAUCUUCAAGUUCAGCAAGUCUUCAGGAUCCAAAAAGCACAGCAGAGUUGCCCGUGGGAGUUCAGCAACUUCCAAAAGAUUCGACAGGAAUUCGAGGAUCUUCAACCUCGGAAAAAGACGUUUCGACUCCAGACCCUCUUUUAGACUUCGAUAUCGGUUGGACCCCCAGCUGGUCUCCUGAUUUCGUUCCAGUUCCCGAAGUUCAACUAGAAGAAGUCGCCGAGUCUGCAAAAACGGUUGUCGGAUCAAAGCCUCACUUGCAGUACAUGAAAACUGAGUUUGAUUAUCACGAAGAACGACGCAGAAACUUAACCAGCAGCGGAAUCAACUCGAAACUUCAGUUUGGAAGCGAAAUUAUCACCGAAAACAUUCGAGUGAACUUUCAAAGGACUUCGAUAUCGCUUUGCCAGCUGCGGAAUCGUCAAAACGCCCUCUGGCAGUCCAUCCUUCAGAUCAACCCCACGGCUGGAGUUCGAGGAAUGCUCCAACGUCAAGAUGUAUCAGCACGUUUCGUCGGAGAAGGGAUUCUGCUGAUAACUCAGUGUCCAGCAGUUCGGAUAAAGCAUAUCCAUCUCGACCAUCAGAUCAACGCGACCUGCUUCGUCUUCACGCCGGUCGUCACAGAGAACAACGUCACUCUUUUCGUCCAGCCCGAAGCUCUGAUCUUUUGAUGUCCAGUCCUGAAAUCGAUUGUGAUAAGGUCACUCCAUCAGUUUUUGCAAACAGAAGACGGUGUCUACAUUUCGAGCGGUGGAGCAGUUGUCAACGUCUCCGACUUUCACUCAGAAGCCUCCUCGGAAACCAUCCAGUCAAUUCGAUUCACUACAAAGGUGGUGAUAUUUUCGAGAAUCAAAAAGGAAGCAGCUUCCCGACUCUACUGCCGAAUCUUAUGGAUCAAUCUUGUCAACUCUUCAAAGGCAGCCGAACCAAGUGAUAAAAAGUUCUGAAAGGCAAAAAUCUCUCCAAGGAACUCUUUUCGGAUAUAGCCAGAGCAGCUGGUUACAAGAUCAACGCCAUUUCUGGAAAAAUAGAAGGCCUUGCUGAGAGCGCUACCAACGCGCUGAUGUCUUUCCUGCCAAAAGCCGUAGGUUUGAUCCUCGCCGUCAUCCUUCUAGCUUUCAUCAUCAUCACGUCCAUCAAAUGCUUCAUUGCAAAGAUGAUCAGGAAGAAAGUCUCGAUUUUCCAUGUGCAGUCAACGGAACUAGAAGAAGUCAACGCAGUCAAAAGUCCAGAAGAACUUCAAGAAGAUGUCGAGGAGCCAGAAGUUCACUACUACAGAGCCAGACGCAGUUUGCCGCCGCUUCUCACUUACGUCCCGAUCGCGAUCCCGCUUCUUUGUCUCAUUGGUUCAGCCCAAGCCAUGCUACCGCUGGAAGGAAGCGAAAUCGACUCAUCAUUCGCGAUUUUGGACGCUUUUCCACAGAGAGGAGCUCGGAUUUUCACCUUAGAAAGCUGCGACGCCUCUUCGCUCCCGUUCAUCCUCGUUUCCAUCGCCGACAGAGGAGUCAAAGCACUUUUUGACAGCGGUGCUUCUGUUUCCUACCUUCGAGAAUCUACGUUGAACUACCUUGGAAUCGACGACUUCGAGAAAGAAAAAUCACAGUGCCAGAACAGCCAAUGGAUCUUCGUUCUCUUUCACAGGAAAAAGCGGAACUUGAGAUCAGAAUCGCCGGCUACAGCUUCACGCACUCCUUCUUAGUCAGCCGUGACGAAGAUUGUCCUGCUCCUGUCUUGAUCGGAUACGAUUUGAUGGCAAACAUCACUCAACAAGGAAUUCCGAUUCAACUGAAGCCGCACCUGAAUCUUCUUCAAAUCGGACAACAGAACCUGAAGAUCGUGAAAGCCGAAGACCGAGCUUUCGAACCGACGAGUAGAAGAUCAAUCGCCUCGACAGCCGCAGCCCUUUUUCUACCUGCAAGAUCCAGAAGAUCGCUAGAAGUUUCUUUCCUGCAAGAAGACCCCGAAGAGAUGUUUUUGCUGAAAUCGACAGAUCCCGCAAUCUUCUUCUGCGACACGCUGAUCCACCCGUUAGGAGAUUCCGCCACGAUUUGGGUUGAAAACAACUCGGACGAAGAUUUGACCAUCGAAGAAGGAGAAUUAGGAGAAGUCAGCGUUGUCUUUCCAGCAGGUCUCCAUCAGUUGCCUACGAUCGAAGAAUACGUUCCACCAGAAGCUGAAUGGGAAUCUCAACUCCCAAAUCCACCUAAAAAAACGAACAGGACUUCAAAAACGAACUGAACCUGCAACAAUGCGAACUGACGAAGCCUGAUCAGGAACGCCUCGACAGAACUCAUCGAAAAACACCGCGACGCUUUUCACAACGAGGAUGGCUCGAUAGGAUGCUUCAGAGGACCUGUUGAGCACAAAAUCAAGCUCCAACCCGAAGCGACUCUUCCUCGGCCAAGGAAGAUUCGAGUCCCUCUAGGAAAACUCGCCGAAAUCGACCGCCAAGUUGCAGAGUUAGUCCGACAAGGUGUCAUAGAGAAGUCGACCUCAAUGACCCUUAGUCCCAUCGUUUUGGUUAAGAAAAAGGAUCACAGCUUUCGCUUCACCGUGGAUUACCGUCAGUUGAACGCCAUCACCGUCCGGGAAAAUUAUAUCAUCCCUCAAGUGGGCGACAUCAUCGACUUGGCAUGUGGAAGCCGCUUCUUCACUUCGUUUGACCUGAUCCAAGGAUUCUUCCAGAUUCCUCUGCGAAAGAAAGAUCGAAGCCUCACCGCCUUCGCAACUCCGAAUGGAACUUGGCAAUUCCGUCGCAUGCCGAUGGGCCUCUGCGGCGCGCCUCACACCUUCCAGACCGCAGUUCAACUCCUUCAGGAAAAAGUCACAUGCCGGUUGUUUGUCUACUUGGACGACUUGCUUCUCACGUCACCGACAGCCGAACAGCAUCUUCGCGACCUCGAAGAGGUUCUUAUCGCCAUCAAGGACUUCGGCCUGAAGAUUCGUCUGAAAAAGUGUAAAUUUGCCUGUUCCUCAGUGGAAUUUCUUGGUCUUGUCGUCGGCAGAGAUGGAGUGAAGCCGAAUCCCAAGAAAGUGGAAAGCAUUGUUGAUUUCCCAACACCGACAACGGUCACCGCCGUCAGAGGAUUUUUGGGGAUGGCAAAUUAUUUUCGACGUUUCAUCAGAGGAUUUGCCGCCAUCGCCGCCCCUCUAACCGAACUUACGAAGAAGGACGUCCCUUUCGAAUGGACCUCGACGACUGAAGAAGCUUUUGAGACUUUGAAGCAGAAACUCGUCACUUGUCCCGUUCUUCAAGGUCCUGCCAUUGACCAGCCGUUCAUCCUAGAGUCUGACGCCAGCGGAAUCGCCGUAGGAGCCGUUCUUCUCCAACGAAAAUCGCCAGAAGAACCGCCACAUGUCAUCGCUUAUGCAAGCCGGAAACUCAACAAAGCUGAAAGGAACUACCCGCCAAUCGAAAGCGAAGCUCUUGCUCUUGUCUUCGCCGUCACUCAGUUCAGAACUUACAUUCUCGGUCUCAAAACGACCGCGAUUGUCGAUCACAAGCCGCUAACGACACUCCUGAGAAGACGUGACCUCAUCGGAAGACUCGCCAAAUAUCAACUAGUUCUGAGCGAGUACAACUUGGAAAUCGUCUACCGUCCAGGACCUGAAAACUUCGUUGGAGAUGCUUUGUCUAGGUAUUUCCCAGACGAAACGAAGGAACCGAAGCCGUUGCCAAUGAAGCCGAAGCCGAAGCCGAAACCAGCAAAAGAGACUUCAGUUGCUGCUGUGGAAGUCGAAAAUCUUGCGCCUCAAGUCGAAAUCGAUCUCGACGAAAUCAGAGUCGCCCAAGAACGCUCCGAAUAUUGCCGAGAAGCCGUGAAAAUUCUUCAAAAGAACGCCGAAGACGACGACAAGAAAGCCAGAAACAUCCGGAAGCGCUACAACCUCGAGAAUGGUCUUCUCUACGAGCGACAACGUUCAGGAAUUUCUGCGGCAGUUCUCCAUGUUCCGAUAAAAACUGCGGAUCCCGAAACCAUUGCAAAGAUCCUGAAAAGGUUUCACCAGGACGCCUCAACAAGCGCCCAUGCCGGAAUCGAGAGAACUGCUUCUGCCAUACGUCGUCGUUUCAACUGGACGAAUCUCCAAAAAGACGUCGAGGAUUUUGUGAAUAAAUGUUUUCUCUGCCAAAGAAGAAAAACAAACCCUCACGAGACGACAGUCGAGCCCGCAGAGAAACUUCCAGUCACUUCUUCGCCAUUUGAAAGAUGUCAUAUUGACGUUCUUGGUCCGCUUCCAAUCACGAUCAACGAGAAUCGCUACGUCUUGACCAUCGUCGACGCUUUCUCGAAAUGGACCAUCGCCGUGCCCCUUCCGAAACAAGAUUCUGCCGCCAUCAACCGCGCCUUCACAGAAAAUCUUGUCCUGAAGCACGGGCCGCCUUCGAUGAUCAUCUCCGACAAUGGAACGCAGUUUGUGUCGAAUUCCUUCAAAAAUCUUCUGAAAAAGUGGAAGAUCCAACACCAGACGACAGCUCCAUACCACAAAACUUCCAACGGACAAGUGGAACGAGUUCAUCGUACCCUCGAGGAAGCUUUUAGCUUCUUUUUGUGAACAAUUUCCAAUCAGAUUGGGAUAGCUACCUGCAAGCAGUUGUCUUUGCUUUGAACACCCUACCAGGAGCUUCCACAAAACUUGCGCCGUUCCACGUCCUUUUUUGGUCGUGAGCCUCGUCUGCCAGAAGACUCAACUUGGAACACGAACGUUGGACUUUCUUUCAUCGACAAAGAAGACUGAAGGAAGCCUGGAGUUUCGUCAAGGAAAAACUCCAAGAAACAGCGGAGAAACACGCCAAGAGGUUCGACAACGCAAACAGAACAGCGCCAAGGAAGAUCGUCGCCGGCUCAACAAUUCUCGUCAAGAGAGCUUUACCGAAAAACAAGCUUUCUCCAUUUUUGUUUGGCCCUUUCACCGUUGUAAAAGUCAAUGGUUCGAAUGUAGAGUACCUGGACCAUGGGAAAAACAUUCGUGGCUCACAAAAAUGACGUCCGCCAGCUGAAAUCGAAGCCGCCUACGCCAGAAGAAAUCAUCGACGAGGACGUCGAAGAAGAAGAAGAAGAAGAAGAAGAACCUGAAAAAGAAAAAUAUAUUAGAAGAAGCCGAAAACCAACCGAACACAGCUUCACCGUUGUCGUUGCCGCAGUCUUCAACCACGAAUCCAGCCGCCAAAAAGCCGCCGAUUCGGAAGACUCGCAGCUCGACGGCCAAGCGACAGUCGCCGAAUUUUUCCGCUUCUCCCUCGCCGCCGUCGCCCGUAUCUACAAAGGACCGCACCGCCAGUUCGACACUCCAGUCGACUAGCAGUCCGGCCAGCAGUCGCCAAUCGUCGCCAGCCAGCCGCCCUCCAGCCCGUUCGACUACACGCCGAGCAGCAGCUCAGCCAUCAACUACAAAGCCGAGAACCCGCCGAGGAGCAGCCACGCCGACGCCGCAGAGGUCGACUACUCGUGAUGCCGGACGUCAUCGUGGGCAAGACACUGAGAAGAGUGCGAAUCCAGCCGCCAUCGAUGAAGACCGCCUUCGAAGAGCCACCCCGGAGGAUGAAGAUCCUUGCAGCUCGAAGUGGAGCCGUUUUCGUCCAUCGCGAUUUGGACGACUAUAGUCUCUAA
Caenorhabditis auriculariae is the source of this 20376-nucleotide messenger RNA. NCBI's taxonomy places the organism in Eukaryota, Metazoa, Nematoda, Chromadorea, Rhabditida, Rhabditidae. The record is from the annotation of a GenBank genome assembly.